UAAUUUUCUUCAUCUUCUUUCGGCAAUAAUCUGAGUAUCUGCGGUGAAAAGUGACCGAAAGCACGAGGGAAUUAUCUGUGGCGUGUUUAGACCAUACGGCCAGAAAUAUUGCUCUCAUUCUCCUGCAUCGACAUGAAGACGCUAAAGAUAAUCUCCUUUUUCAAUCCUGUUUUGCUUUUCUGGGGAUUUUGCUGGGGUGCUUUCGAUGCGGGAGCUAUAGCACAUAGUUCAAGUGAACCCGGAGUGUCCCGCCACGAAGUCUCCCACUCAGUUCUAAGCCAGGAAGGUCGGACAAGUGUAGUCUAUACGUUAACGGGAAACGACAAUCACGCCCCUUGCGUCUUCCCAUUUUUUUACGACGGCAAGAACUACACAUCGUGCACCUUCAAGGACUGCAAACAUAACCUGUCUUGGUGUGCAACCACCAAAAACUACGAUAGAGAUAAGAAAUGGGGUCACUGUCAGACAGACAAGGACGUAACCGAUUGUCCUGACCUUCAUAGUCGUUGCGGAAUUUGGGCUCAGGAAGGCGAAUGUGUGGUCAAUGCCCCGUACAUGUGCCAAAAGUGUGCACGAUCCUGCGGCUUAUGCACUUUUGGAGGAAAUGGGCGAGGACGACCUUGCAAAUUUCCUUUUUUCUACAAAGAAAGACUCGUGUACAACUGUUUGCACUUUAAUAAGCAAACAUGGUGUGCGACAACAACCGACUACAACAUGGACAAGAGAUGGGGCUACUGUUUUCCAAAAUUAUAUCGAGAUAUAAGAGAAGUUAACGAGAAAUAUUUUCAUUGGGGAGAGUGCGACGAUAUGAAUGAUGAUUGUCAACAGUGGGCAAAGCAGGGAUUGUGUCAAAAGGAUCCUGAGAAAAUGAACGAGAUGUGUCCAUGGAGUUGCCACAAGUGUGCGCCUAUGAAGUUAGUUACCCUCAAAGGAUGCAAGGAUUACAGCUCAAUGUGUGCAGACUGGGCUAGAAGAGGAGAUUGUGACGAUAACGCCGUGUUUAUGUUUGCAUUCUGUCGUUGGUCUUGCAAACAAUGCGCCAAAUCAACAAUUGAGAAGACAGCACGUGAUAGAAUGCCAAGAGAAUGUAAACAGUGGGUGCGUAACGGUGAUUGUUUCCUUCACCAAGAGUUUAUGUUACAGAAUUGUAGGGAGUCUUGUAUGGCAGGGGGAUAUGAAAAGGGACGCAUGUGCUUAGAUGAGGUGGCAGAUUGUCAUAACUUGGCAAGAGAAGGAUUUUGUAAAAGCCGGAGUAGUAUGGGCAUUAUGAGAAAAUACUGCAAAUACAGCUGCGGAUGGUGCUCUUAAAACGUAUAGAACCU
Messenger RNA from Stylophora pistillata, 1322 nucleotides. RefSeq lists its product as uncharacterized. Lineage: Eukaryota; Metazoa; Cnidaria; Anthozoa; Scleractinia; Pocilloporidae. Gene Ontology annotation, molecular function: heparin binding. Gene Ontology annotation, cellular component: cell surface. The record is from RefSeq and is a predicted model, not a curated record.